UUUCCUCCCUUGUUUCUCAUUAUUUUAAGACUUGUUCUUAAUUUUCUCUGAGAAAAUUGAUUAAAUCUAAUAAAAAAUAAUUGACCAUUAAUUCCAACUUGACGUAAAUAAAUGAAAAAAUAUCAAAAAAUAGUUAAUUCUCUGUCUCGCUAUACAAUGAUCGUAUGGUCCCCGAGAAAAUAAUCAUAUCUCACCAAAAAAUGAGUCCAUCACUAAACAUGAUCCACGUGUCACGAGUCGCUCCUUCAAACUCUAACUCGUCCGAGUCACUCACUCUCCCGCUCACCUUCUUUGACCUUCUAUGGCUCAAACACAAAGCCGUCGAACGAGUCAUCUUCUACAAACUCACCGACGUAACUCGUCCUUUCUUCGAAUUAGUCAUCGUCCCCAACCUCAAAUCCUCUCUCUCCUCAUCCCUCUCUCACUAUCUCCCACUCGCCGGCCAAAUCCUCUGGGAGUCACUUGAUCCAAAACCAAACAUCGUCUACUCACCAAACGAUACCGUUUCAUUCACCGUCGCCGAGUCCAACGCCGAUUUCUCUCGUUUAACAGGCAAAGAACCAUUCUCCUCCACCGAGUUGCACCCAUUAGUCCCCGAGUUACAAAACUCCGACGACUCGGCUUCCGUCAUGUCGUUUCAAGUCACGUUAUUUCCAAACCAAGGGUUUUGCAUCGGUGUCACCGCACACCAUGCCGUUUCCGAUGGAAAAACGACAACCACUUUUCUCAAAUCUUGGGCUCACUUAUGUAAACAUCAAGAUUCUUCUCUACCGGAGGAUCUAAUCCCGUUCUACGAUCGUACGGUCAUUAAAGGUCCACCGGAGAUUGAUACUAAAGUCUUGAAAAUUUGGCACUCUAUUGAUAAACCAAAAAGCUUGAAGCUGUUACCGAAACCGGAGAUAGAUUCCGACGUCGUUCGAUACACAUACGAACUCACUCGUGAAGAUAUCGAAAAGCUUCGUGAAAGACUCAAGAGAGAGUCUUCUUCUUCCUCCUCGCUUAGAUUGUCAACGUUUGUGAUUACGUUUUCGUACAUUUUCACGUGUUUAAUCGGAUCCGGAGGCGAUGAUCCGGAUAGACCCGUCGGGUAUAGAUUCGCGGUGGAUUGUCGAAGACUUAUCGAUGAUCCACCGAUUCCGUUAACUUAUUUCGGAAACUGUGUUUACUCUGCUGUGAAAAUCCCGCUAAUGGCGGGGUUGUUUCUUGGUGAACAAGGAUUUGUGGCGGCUGCGAGAUUGAUCAGUGAUUCGGUUGAGGAAUUGGAUUCAAAUGUGGCUUGGAAGAUUCCAGAGCUUUUGGAAACGUGUGAGAAUGCUCCAGUGGAGUCACAAUUUGUGUCGGUUGCCGGGUCAACCCGGUUCGGUAUGUACGGGUUGGAUUUUGGGUGGGGAAAACCUUUUAAGUCGUUGUUGGUGUCGAUUGAUCAAAGAGGAAAGAUAUCAAUGGCUGAGAGUAGAGAUGGAAGUGGAGGUGUUGAGAUUGGCUUCUCCCUCAAGAAAGAAGAAAUGAAUGUUUUGAUUGAUUUGCUUCAUAAAGGAAUCAAAUAAAAUAUUGGAAGAAAAUCAAAAUUGAUCCAGUGUUGUUUCUCUUGUUUGCUUGUAUUCAUCAAUUUGGUUCGUGUGUUUUAAAUACCCAUCCUUAUUUUCUUU
This is a messenger RNA of Arabidopsis lyrata subsp. lyrata, 1649 nucleotides long. RefSeq names its product phenolic glucoside malonyltransferase 1. Lineage: Eukaryota; Viridiplantae; Streptophyta; Magnoliopsida; Brassicales; Brassicaceae. The coding region runs from base 165 to 1547 and encodes 460 amino acids. The transcript has a single exon. The record is from RefSeq and is a predicted model, not a curated record.